AUGGUAACAUGAGCAAUGCUAUCAUUUUAGUACAGUAUACUAUGCGCUACUGUAGCUCCCUUGAAUGUCUAACAUGAGCAAUUUCAGAUUGCUGGCUAUAUCAUCCGCCCACUGUCUUCCCACAUCCGAACCCAUGAUUUCGACCUAUCCAGACCUCUCACAACUCUCAGCUUCACAGGUUUGCCCGAGUUACCCCAACUCACCCCUAGCCCCAAGUCUUUCCAGGAACGUUUUCAAUCUCCGAAGCUCAUGCUUGGCUCCACCAACUUAUCCCAAAUAUCCCUUUGAAGUGCCCGCCAAGCGACAGUAUUACCAAUAAUUUUCAAUGUGUUACUAAUGGCGGGACAUUGUUGCAAGUGAUUUAUUCGUGAGUUUGGGGGGAGUACUGUAUGUUCCUUUAAAGAAACCGGGGGACCUACUACUGUAUGUCAGGUAUUUAAAGGUACAUGCCCCUUUAAGUUUGGAUUUUACUGUAAUCUCAAAGCUAACAUGAGCAAUACCCAUAUUUUUGCAGAAAAGGUUCGGCAAUCUUCCGCUCGGAUUGUUUGACAACAAUCUCGAUUAUUCGAGAUCGGGUAACCGAGGAAACCAUGAGCAAACAAGUUCGAGUCGAUGUGUCUUGUGGUGGGUUUUGGUCGAGCGCAGCGAGUGUAGACCGCAAGGUUCCGCGUCAGCGGCCUCGAGCGCGGAAGCGCGAGUGUAUGUGCCUUUGAGUGAGACGGAUAGGGGACAUACACUCGCGCAAGGCGCUCGAGGCCGCUGACGCGGAAGCUUGCGGUCUACACUCGCCUAUGCCUCGAGCGGAGCGAGUGUAGACCGCAAGCUUCCGCGUUAGCGGCACUGUCUUCCGCUUCAGCGGCCACGUGGAUUACUAUAUGGUUUGCCACGUCAUAGCAAAGCACGUGGCCGCUAAAGCGGAAGACAGUGCCGCUGACGCGGAAGCUUGCGGUCUACACUCGCUCCGCUCGACCCUACUAUAAGCAAUGCCUCGAGCGGAGCGAGUGUAGACCGCAAGCUUCCGCGUCAGCGGCACUAUCUUCCGCUUCAGCGGCCACGUGGUUGACUAUAGGAUUUGCCACGUCAUAGCAAAGCACGUGGCCGCUUAAGCGGAAGACAGUGCCGCUGACGCGGAAGCUUGCGGUCUACACUCGCUCCGCUCGACCCUACUAUGAGCAAUGCCUCGAGCGGAGCGAGUCUAGACCGCAAGCUUCCGCGUCAGCGGUCCCGAGCGCGGAAGCGCGAGUGUAUGUAAGGCCCUCUUAAAGGGACAUAUACUCGCGCAAAGCUGCCGAGAACCUUUCUGACCCUGAUGUUUUUUCAGAUCUCAACGAGGAAUCCGUUUUCCACUGUCUCAAAUUAUUGGAUCCCAAAAUGACGCAUCUCAUAAACUUGGAAAAGCAGAAGAUCUUGGCUUCCGCUCUAAAGGUACACACACAUCAGACACCGGUCACAUUUUUUUUGGGGGGAUUUUUUUUUGCUGAGAAUCUAAUAGUAGUAUAACAUGAGUAAUGUGAUACCAAAAUAAAACGAAACAAAAUUAGUCUUGGACCGGAAGUGUGACGGAGUGAAUGGAAAUUUGAGAGUCCAAAUGAAAUUUUUUUUUUUUGGAAGAUUUUGGACAUUUUUAUUUUUGCACGGGACGAGCGCGGAAGCGCGAGUGUAAACCGCAAGCUUCCGCGUCAGCGGCACUGUCUUCCGCUUUAGCGGCCACGUGGAUUACUAUGACGUGGCAAGGGAUCAUAGAAAUCCGCGUGGCCGCUGACGCGGAAGCUUGCGGUUUACACUCGCUUCGCUCGAGCCUACUAUGAGCAAUGUCUCGAGCGAGUGUAGACCGCAAGCUUCCGCGUCGGCGGCACUGUCUUCCGCGACAGCGGCCACGUGGAUUAAUAUCAUCCCUUGCCACGUCAUAGCAAUCCACGUGGCCGCUGAAGCGGAAGACAGUGCCGCUUACGCGGAAUCUUGCGAUCUACACUCGCGCAAAGCGCUCGAGAGUACUGUAGUCCAAACUGAUAUGAGCACUGACUCUGAUCUUUGUUCCUUUAACGUCAGGUACUGUACCUACCUGAGACGGGUACGAGCUGAACACCUGACACUUAUGAUCCUUUAAAAUCAUGUACUGUGCCCCUUAACCUGAGUAAUCCCCAUUUUUUCCCAGGAACUCGAGGCCAAUAAUUCCGACGUCUUCUCCUUCCUGAGUUCCGGAAACGCGGAACUUCUCCGCAACUACGAUCGAAUCCACGAGGAAGCGGAAAACAUGAAAAUCGAUGACACCGGAAUCAUUCAAAUCUACCGUAAUCUGUUAACAUGCCGUGCAAAAUUGAACGGAAAACCGAUUCGUGGAAAAUUGGAAGGAUUGGAGGAGAUUUUAAGGGAUAAUUAUAGCCUGGAAAAUGUUGUGGAGUAUUUUAGAAAAGCUAAUGAUUGA
This is a messenger RNA of Caenorhabditis angaria, 2425 nucleotides long. NCBI's taxonomy places the organism in Eukaryota, Metazoa, Nematoda, Chromadorea, Rhabditida, Rhabditidae. The record is from the annotation of a GenBank genome assembly.